Molecule: messenger RNA, 1542 nt
Organism: Lodderomyces jiufengensis
Lineage: Eukaryota; Fungi; Ascomycota; Pichiomycetes; Serinales; Debaryomycetaceae
Gene: JEN2
Product: Jen2p
Exons: 3
Coding region: 1-1542 (513 amino acids)
Biological process (GO): plasma membrane lactate transport
Cellular component (GO): plasma membrane
Molecular function (GO): secondary active monocarboxylate transmembrane transporter activity
Source: RefSeq, a predicted model, not a curated record
AUGCUAGAAUCAACUCAUUCAAUUGAUUCGACAGCUGUGAAUGAACACAACAAACAUAUUAUUCGUCCGCCAACAUUCACUUCAAAAGCGAUCAAAAAUUAUUUAAUUACAAGAUUUACUUCCUUAUGGGUUGGUACAGAAGAGUUAAAGAAAUACACUUGGUAUGAAGUUUUAAAUCCUUUCCAUCCAUUACUUGAACUAAAUUUACAUCAAUGGAAUUUUUUCUUCAUGGGGUUCUGGUGUUGGACUUUAGAUGCUUUAGAUUUUUUUAUUACAAGUUUAAAUGUUACAGCAAUUAGUGAAUCCUUAAAUAAAAGUACAAAAGAUGUGACUUGGGGAAUAACGCUUGUUCUUAUGCUUAGAACAGUUGGUGCUAUUAUAUUUGGCUUAAUCGGAGAUACCUAUGGUAGAAAAUGGCCAUACAUUAUAAAUUUGAUUUUAUUAUGUGUACUUCAAAUUGGAACAGGGUUUGUCAAAACCUAUAAAGAGUUCUUAGCUGUAAGAGCUUUAUUUGGCCUCGCCAUGGGAGGAGUAGUGGGUAUUUGUUCUCAGGAAGCACUUUCUGAUUCCCCUCCUAAAGCUAGAGGAGUCCUUCUGGGGAUUUUUCAACAGGGUUAUGCUUUUGGAUAUCUCCUUGCUGUUGUAUUCCAAAGAGCUUUUGAAAGAACUACCAAAGUUUGGCAGAAUAUGUUUUUUUUUUCAGCGGGUGUAUCCGUUAUAUUUAUUAUAUGGAGAUUGAUCAAUCCUGAAACCGAAAGUUUUCAACGUCAACGAGAAAGAGCAUUGAAAAAUGCCAAAUCUAAAAAAUCACAGCUUGCCGAGCUUAAAUCUUCUGCAUCAAAAGCUCUCAAAAAUUAUUGGUUGAUUAUUAUCUAUUUGGUUGUUUUGAUGUCUGGUUUCAAUUUUAGCUCUCAUGGUAGUCAAGAUUUAUAUCCAACAAUGUUGACAAAACAGUACAAAUUUAGUGAUGAUAAAGCCACAGUAGUCAAUGUUUGUGCUAAUCUUGGAGCUAUGACUGGAGGUAUUGUGUUGGCUCAUUUAUCGAAUUUUAUUGGUAGGAGAACCGCUAUCAUUAUUGGUAAUAUUAUAACUGGUGCAUUUAUUUAUCCUUGGGCAUUUAAACCAAUGUGGAUCACUGCUUUUAUGAUGCAAUUUGGUAUACAAGGUGCAUGGGGUAUGGUUCCAAUUCACUUAUCAGAGUUAUCACCUCCCCAGUUCAGAGCUUUUGUUGUAGGUUUUGCAUAUCAGUUAGGAAAUUUGGUUAGCUCAGCUAGCUCUACGAUUGAAGCUACUAUUGAAGAAAAAUUACAUGAUUAUGGAAAAACAAUGGCUAUUUUCAUUGGCGCAGUUAUUGGGUUUUUGCUCCUUACUACGUUAUUUGGACCGGAAAAUAAAGGUGCUACGUUGGGUAUUGAGAGAGAUGAUGAAUAUAGCAUUUUCGACGUUGAAGAUGAAGACGAAGAAGAAGAACAUAGAUCAAAAUUGGAUGAUAAACAUGGUGAUAUAACACUUGAAAAACCUGAAACUGAACAUAUAGUUUAA